AUGAAUGUGGCGCCACCGACUGGUUUUGCUGGGGUCAAGUAUUGGUCUCUUGACAGUACUCUAAGGAACACUCUUUUAUACGGUGGACCUGGACCGACACCAGUUGUGCCACGAAAAACGAAAACCAAAUACAGGGCAUCCGAUGGUUUCAGACACUGUACCUCAGUACGGACUGCUGUACCUUCCGGUACUACAGUCCGGAUCAAUUCUGCAUUCUUCCUGUCGGCUCGCGGGGUCUCUCUCGACCCCCGAGCCUCAGGGCCACAUCGCCCUCACCCACGACGGGCCUGGCCCGGUUCAUGCGAAGGCUUCAACCUGCAAGUUGAGCCCGAGCAACAGAAAACGUACCCUUGUCUCCGUAUUGCAAUCUCCUAUGACGAGAUCUGGGCCGAGGGGAUAGUCAGUUCCCAAGUUGCUCCGACGAAAGGUGAGGGCAGGAGUCUUCGUGCGAGAGAUAAGCGUCUGCAACCAGCUACUGUGCCUGGACUCCCUGCAUGGCCUGGCCACGCCGCCUUGCCUCCCGAAUGCAUCCCAGAAAUGGAUCACCUCAACCCAAGCACUCCGAGUGGGUAA
Messenger RNA from Puccinia graminis f. sp. tritici CRL 75-36-700-3, 573 nucleotides. RefSeq lists its product as uncharacterized. NCBI's taxonomy places the organism in Eukaryota, Fungi, Basidiomycota, Pucciniomycetes, Pucciniales, Pucciniaceae. The transcript has 3 exons. The record is from RefSeq and is a predicted model, not a curated record. The coding region runs from base 1 to 573 and encodes 190 amino acids.